AUGGAACAAAAUGUCGAAGGAGGGACAAAUUCUUCUGAAGAAGACUCUGGAAGAGAACUCGACCACUACCUUGGAAAAAAAAUUGGAUCAUUGAUUGAUAAAGAUCCGGAAAUUGUUGCAAGAAAACUGGAAAUUUGGAGUGAUAUGGAAAGAAUGAUUGCUCAAAAGCUUGACAAUCACCAACGAUUUACGGCUUUCAUGGAAAGAUUUGAUUCGUUUGAAGGUAGAAUGGAGGCAGGUUUCAGAGAAAUGGGUCGAAGAGUGGAUUCAUUGGAGAAUAAAGUCGAUGUCAGCGUUAGUUUGUUAAAUAAUAGAAUGAGUUCAUUGGAAAACAAAGUCGAUGUCAGCGUCAAUUCAUUGAAUAGUAGAAUGGAUUCAUUGGAAAACAAAGUCGACGUCAGCGUUAAUUUGUUAAAUAAUAGAAUGAGUUCAUUGGAAA
This is a messenger RNA of Yamadazyma jaroonii, 439 nucleotides long. NCBI's taxonomy places the organism in Eukaryota, Fungi, Ascomycota, Pichiomycetes, Serinales, Debaryomycetaceae. The record is from the annotation of a GenBank genome assembly.